AUGAAGAUUUCUAUCUCAAAAAUCUUGUUACAUCGUUUAUUCCUGUUAUUUUUAUUACUGGUAUCAAGACCGAAGCAUCAUUGCUUAGGUUUUGUUCCGGUCAAUAAUGAUAUUGAAUGUCUUCCAGUAGACAUUCAAUUAUAUACUUGGUCAGGACCCGGUUUUGAAUCUGGUGAAUGUUGGUAUCAAGGACAUCGUUUUGCAAAUGGUGCCACAUGGGGUCGAGUAGAUACACCGGGUUCUCCUCAUUGUGUUUGUGAGCAAGGUAAAAUCCGUAUAUUUUACAGUCAACAACAAUCUGUUGCGUCUGAUUCAUUGACUAUUCUACGAUCAAUUAAUGGUACAUUACCAACAGCCAAGGACUUAUCGAAGUGGCCUACUGGAAAUUUUCCUACUAUACGACAACGUAUGGUACUUUGUUCAAGAAAUCGAAUUGGUUUACGUAUAAGAUCGAGAGAUGGAUGUGUUGGAUGUAAAUGUUCUCAAAAUGGACAUUGGUUAUGUCGAAAAGCACUACCAUUAAGUAGAAAUCGAACAGUAAAUCCUCAAUUACAGCAAUCAUCAAGAAAUUAUCCUUCUUCAUAUACCGAAACAUAUCGUAUUAAUCUUCACGUGACGAGUUUACGUAUACAAUCUGAAUGUUCAUUAGGUAGUAUACCGAAAUUUUGUAUAUUAAUCGAACGUUUAUCAUCAGCAAAUAUUAGUAACAAAUUAAGUCGUUAUAUUGAAAUUCCUCGUGAAACAUCAUGGAUUGAUCGUAAUAUAUGUACACGAUGUUCAUGUACAUUAGAUGGUCAAUUAAAAUGUGAAUUCAUUCAUCAAGCAUGUUCUCGUCCUUGUUUUUUACAUAAAGCACGCCCGAUUUCAAUAAUGUAUUAUUUUCCAUCGGGUACAAAAUGGUUAACACCACAAAAUGAAAAAUGUCGUUCAUGUAUGUGCAUUAAUGGACAAAGAAAAUGUACUAAUUGUGAUCGAGUUGUUAAAAUCGAUGUUAGUGCUAAUAAUAAUAAUAAUAAUGACAAUAAAAAACAACCAGCAGCAGCUAUUGGUCAUUAUAGAUUAUUACCAACAGUACCUGAUAUUAUCAAAGCAAGACCAUGUUUACUUCGAACUGGUACUGGUUCUCAUCGUUUAAUAUUUCCAGGACAAUUAACAUGGUUUGAAAAACGGUGUUAUUUUUGUUCACAACGUGGUGAUCGAUUGAUAACAUGCUAA
Molecule: messenger RNA, 1215 nt
Organism: Rotaria sp. Silwood2
Lineage: Eukaryota; Metazoa; Rotifera; Eurotatoria; Philodinida; Philodinidae
Source: the annotation of a GenBank genome assembly